Saprolegnia diclina VS20 is the source of this 1504-nucleotide messenger RNA. RefSeq lists its product as hypothetical. Lineage: Eukaryota; Oomycota; Saprolegniomycetes; Saprolegniales; Saprolegniaceae. The record is from RefSeq and is a predicted model, not a curated record. The transcript has a single exon. Bases 12 to 1433 code for a protein of 473 amino acids.
GUUGUCGUUGCAUGAGUCGCUGGACUCCCGAGCUCGUCGAGGCCGUUGUGCUCUAUCUUGAGCGUCCACGUGACGUCAAGCUCGUUCUUGCGAGUUUGCCACAAAGUCUUUUGACACUGUCGCUGCAGUGCGUGGCCCAGCUCACCGCUAUGGCGGUCGUGCAUUGGCCCGAGGUGUAUCUGGACGAGACAGCCAUCAACGCGCGCUCGCUACGCCUGCUCGCUGCAGCCCGUCGACUUGGGCCUUCCAUAGCUGUCCAUGUCACAGCCGGCGACAGGUUCCAAGCACUAACGCGGCUUCUCGCGGGCUGCAUCACGCGCGUCGACAUCAAGUCGGCCUUGAUUCUGCCGGCCGGUCUGCGCUUGCAGGCGGCGCUUGGUUCGUGCAGGGCGCUUCGCCACUUGUCGCUAUUUAUUCCUAGCAAGUCGGACGCUGUGGUGUGGCUCAAGCCGCUGUUGCAGCAUCUCGCAACGACCAAGACGCUCACAACCCUCGACCUUCGAUUCGGCAGAGACUCAAUCCAGUCUUAUGUCUUUGAGCACGUCGCACACUGGCUGUGUCAACCAAGCGCAAGCUUCCUUGUAUGCCGUGGCGAUGUGACGGCAGAAGAAGCGCUCUGGUCCGCGCUCGGCGCCAGCGCUGUCUUGACCGACCUCGUGCUCGAGAGUCCCAGGCUCCUCACCCGUCCAACGACCGACUACCGCCUGCCAGACACUUUGCGCACGCUUACAUGGAAGGCUUCGAACGAGCGCAGCAUGGGGCCUGUAGCAGCCAUGCUUCGGAGCGUGUCGCGCCUCUCGUCGCUCACUCUCUCGUGGGGACAUCUGCCGCCGUCGCCGCUUGUCGCAGUCGUGCGGGACUUGCGUCACUUGGUGGCAGUGGCGUUCACGGGCAAUCGGCUCGGAUGCAAUGUCUUUCCGCCCGUAUUACAAGCCAUUGCCAACUUGCAGCUGCUCGAGACGUUGAGCUUGUCGGACAACCAGCUCACCGACUCGGUCGUGCCGUACCUGCUUCAUAUACUCACCACGUGCACGGCGCUGCGGAUGCUGGACGUAGCCCAGAAUGCCAUGUCGGCGACGGGACUCGCAAGACUGUUGCCAUUGCUCGCCACCAAGCCCAAGCUGGCGCGCGUCCAGCUCGAGGACAACCGCUACGUGCUGCGCGAUCUCACGCACGUCGCGUCAUCGCUAGCCCAUUGGCCGAGCGCCAGUACGCUCGUGCUUGGCUUUGACAGCUCGCAUGGCGCCGACGCCCUCUUGUUUUUAGAGAAAAUACAGACGACGACGCCCAUCCGUGUCGAGAUGCGUGACUCGGAGUGGUACGUCCCGCGGCUGCUCCAGCGAGCCUACACCCGCGAGACGACGCGCUUGCGCAACGGAAACGACCAACAGCCGUGGACGCUUCGCCUUGUAAGCUACGCGCGAAAGGAAUAACGCAGAUUAGUGUUGAGGAGCUCUUGACGUGGAGAUCCAGCGGCAUCUUGUUGAAAUUUUGUCGCUCGACG